Molecule: messenger RNA, 514 nt
Organism: Rubroshorea leprosula
Lineage: Eukaryota; Viridiplantae; Streptophyta; Magnoliopsida; Malvales; Dipterocarpaceae
Source: the annotation of a GenBank genome assembly
ACUGAAUCUUCUACUCUUUUCCAUGAAAAAAACCUCCGCCCAAAUCCCAAUUUGUUCCACCAAUUUCAUACUUGAAUCUUAGCUGUGUCCUGUGAAUUAGAUGGGAUUGACGAACUUCAUAUUGACGGUGGCCGGUGUCAGUGCGGUGGUUCUUCUACUGAGGAGCGAUGUGAAGCAAUCGGCGACGAUUUUCAGGCGUAAUGUCAAGCACAUACGCCACUGGCUGGAAGAAGAAUCCUCUAAUGCUUCCAAGGCAGCAGAGAAGGCAAAGCCGAAGGAACUGGACUCCAAGGCUCCUCCUCCCAAGGAAAGGGACUAGGUCCACUAGGAAUAGUUAUGUAACAUAUGGAGAUAUGUUUAGAAUAAGUGGUGUAAUGUCGGGGGACAUUUGUUUUCCUGUCUUUUUGGUCUCUCAUUAGCAAGGUUGUCAAAAUCGAGAUUUUAUCUAAAAUCAUUUUGGCUAUAUGUAAAAUCGGAAUCGUAAAAUCGGAAUCGAUAAAAUUGAGAUUUUACA